AUGGCGGCCCCCACGCUGCGCACGCGCAAGAGGGUGGACUACAGCUCCGCGACUUGCCCAUCCCCGGGCUGGUAUAGAGUGAAGCCCACCGCGGAGCCGGCGAUGGCGAUCGUGCCUGAGGAGGGCGAUCGGGCGGCGAGGAAGCGCAGGGGGGCCAAGGCCGGCAGCGAGGCGAAAGGCACGGGGCCGUCGCCAGACGAGGGGUCGGCACCCAGGAGGUCACUGAGGAAGAGAGUGCCGUCAAUGGAACAAGGAGGCCGUGGGCAGGAAGGGGACCCCGUUGAGGUCCGGAGGGACGACGGGGCUGUGCGUCGAUCGGUUGAGGAAAAUGGGGAUGGGGAGGCGGCCGUACCCAGGGCCAAGAAGAGGCGCUCUUCGCAUUCCUCGGCUUCUGGCAGGUCCAAGAGGCGCAGCCAAAAGACGCUGACGCCCGUGGAAGAAGCUGACUGCGAAAGCCCCAAGGGGGUGGGCUUAUCUCGACCAGCACUUCAGGACGUCUCGAUGAACCAAUCACGGGGAGAAAGCAAGUCUGGGCCAAGCACAAAGCCGGCAUCCAUCGCUGCCACCAUGCAACAGCGGAGCCAUAACACUGAAAUCGAAGUGGCUGCAGAAUUGGAUGCCAGAAUGUCCUGUGAAGGCAACAAGAGCAAACGUUUAGCCGAAAUGGUGGAUAUCUUGAACCAGCACAGGAAUCUGUGCAUUGACUACAGCAAAUUGAGGCAGGAAAAGCAGAUUGAACCAGAAGAGACAGUCGAAAGGGACCGGGAGGCGUAUGAAUAUGUCAAAACCAGUUUCAUGAAGCUGUGCGACCAAUUGCAACAGGACGUGGAUCAUCAGGCACAGCUUGUCAAAGCAGCCACGGAUGCUGAGGCGGACGCCCGCAGCCAGCUGGUGAAGGUCCAGAAUGAAGUGGCAGAUAUGAGGGCCAAGCUCAACAAUGCAGAGUCUGAGCUGGGAUUGAUCCGUGCCGAGCAGCAGCAGUGGCGCGAAGAGGCAGCACAGCUGAAAACCAGGACAGCUGACCUCGAGCGGGAGCUUGCAAGUGCCAAGGCAGAACUGUCUGCUGGCAAGGAGGAGAACGAUCUUCUGAGGGCACAGGCUGAAAAAGACCUUGCUGAAUCGAGGGAGGGCAGAAUUGCUGAUGUCGCUGUGCUGCAGGAGCAGCUCGACUGGGCGAAGGAGGAGCUUGCUCAGUGCAGGAACGAUGUGCAGGUGAUUGAGGAUCAGCUGAAGGCAUCGAGGGCAGAGUGCGCAGUGCUUGAAGGCAGGUGCCAGAUGGCAGUGGACCAGACUGUGGAGGUGUGCGUGGUGAGGGAGGAUGCUGCCCGAAGGGGCGCGGUUGAGGUCCUGCCCAAGCCCAUCUUAGGAAACGUGGGAGAUCAGACAUCACCAUGGCAUUGUUCUCCACCACUGGCCAAGCCUGGUGCUGAACAGGAAACUGCCACUGUCAGUGGAGGAGAUGGGCUCUGCGAAGCAAGGAUGGUGCCCACCCAGCCCCGGAUCGACAACGAGUGGCUGUCGGAAGUUGUGCCAUGGACGGCGCCAGUGCGAAAUCGUCCCUUCCUCAGGAGGCAAUCUGUGCACGAGAAAGCACUCUUUGGAACUGCGGAGUGCCCUGAGAGGGUCUACAAAUUUGGUGACGUCACCCCUGAGCUAUCAUUCCAAGUCAACAGCCCUUCCCCAGGAGCGCCAGCUGAAGAGGGGGCCACCGAGCAGUGGCCAGCCGAUGGGUGCUCGCCGAGGCAUGGCAUGCAGCAUACUGACAAUGCUGGCAGGGGCUCUUCCCAGACACUGCAAGCACUCCAUCAACCACCCCAGCCCAGUUCGCCCUUUGCCAGCGACCUUCCUUCCUGGCUGUUGGGCCUCAAGGUCAAGCACCAAACUGCUGGCGGCGGCCUGCGUUUCUUGCACGAGGCCUCGAAAUACGAAUUCGAGGUGUCGCCUUGCAAAUCCACGAGCCCCAGGCUUGCGGAAGACCAGCAGCCAGGGGAGGAGUUGGAGUACCGGCCCGUCACACUUGGAGAGGCAGAAGACCUCCUGCCGGUUGGCUACAAGGAGAGGUUCAGAUUCCUGAAACGCCAUGGGCACGAUUUCGUUGACGUCGCGAUGACCGCGCUGGCGAGUGCAGCGCCGAAAGGGCGAGUCCACGACGCGGUGCACGCGCUCGAGGCGGCCAGCUGA
Molecule: messenger RNA, 2181 nt
Organism: Ostreobium quekettii
Lineage: Eukaryota; Viridiplantae; Chlorophyta; Ulvophyceae; Bryopsidales; Ostreobiaceae
Source: the annotation of a GenBank genome assembly